AUGGCGCCAGGUAAAGGAUUACUUAUUCUUUUCUACUCUAUUAAGGUCCUCAACCUUCAACUGAAAGGUGCUUCCAAGAGUUUCAUGGCAGAAUGCAAUGCACUAAGAAAUAUCCGGCACAUGAAUCUUGUGAAAAUCUUAACAUGUUGCUCCAGCACAGAUUACAAUGGUAAUGACUUCAAAGCUCUAGUUUUUGAGUAUAUGUUAAAUGGAAGUCUAGAGGAGUGGCUGCACAGAGAAAACCAAUCUAGGAGCUUGAAUCUUCUUCAAAGAUUGAAUAUUGCUGUUGAUGUGGCGUCUGCGUUGUGUUAUCUUCAUGACCAUUGUGAACCACAAAUCAUUCACUGCGACAUGAAGCCGAGCAAUGUUCUUCUUGACGAUGACAUGGUUGCUCGUGUGGGUGAUUUUGGGUUAGCGAGACUCAUCUCAACGACCGCAGACUCCUUUGACGAUCAAAGUAGCACAGUCGGGAUAAAGGGAACCAUUGGCUAUGUUGCUCCAGAGUAUGCAGUUGGUGUUGAGCCAUCAAAACAAGGGGAUGUUUUUAGUUAUGGGAUCCUUGUGUUGCAAUUGUUCACGGGAAGAAGACCUACCGAUGAAAUGUUUGUAGACGGUUGCACUAUCCAUACUUUUGUGAAGACGGCCAUACAAGGAAGACUUAUGCAAAUUGUGGAUCCUACUCUUAUUGUCACUCUAGAAGAGACUGCAACUUUAACAACAAACAAUGAAGUGACCAGCAUCUGUGGUUACAACAAUGAAAUCGAAGCAGAUGAAGACAACAUUGACAAUGAGAAUUUAAGCAAGAUGAACACUUACGUGUGGAAGUGCAUACUUCCAACCCUUAAGAUUGGACUUGCAUGCUCGGAAGAAUCACCAAGGAAUAGGAUGUCUAUGGAGGAGGUCCACAGGGAGCUACACCAUAUUAAAAAUGCUUACACUAGUGUUGACAGCCGUCGAGAGAGGCCAAGAAGAAGCUAAUUAAACAAGAGUAUGGCAUGGGAAGCUAGGUGUCAAUAUUCUCUGAGUUGUACUACUGGAGACAUCUACAUGCGAGAUAAUAUUCUGAUAGUGUGGAAGAAAUAAGUAGUAGCUACUAUAAAUUGUGAGUGCAGGCUAUGAGUUGUUUAUUGUGUAGAUUUCUCCUAAAAAUCGAUCGAGACUAGCAAUGUUGUAGCUUAAUUAUGUGUAAUAAGUGAUGCGUGUAAUCCAAUUGGGUUUGUGAGAAUUCUCAGAAAAGGUAAACCAUUGUAACUAUAAUUUUGUUUUGCGUAAAUGGAAACUUAGUUCAG
Molecule: messenger RNA, 1289 nt
Organism: Rosa rugosa (rugosa rose)
Lineage: Eukaryota; Viridiplantae; Streptophyta; Magnoliopsida; Rosales; Rosaceae
Product: probable LRR receptor-like serine/threonine-protein kinase At3g47570
Exons: 4
Coding region: 1-978 (325 amino acids)
Biological process (GO): protein phosphorylation
Molecular function (GO): ATP binding; protein kinase activity
Source: RefSeq, a predicted model, not a curated record